Hylaeus anthracinus is the source of this 18177-nucleotide messenger RNA. It is a transcript of the gene tweek, whose product is annotated as bridge-like lipid transfer protein family member 1. NCBI's taxonomy places the organism in Eukaryota, Metazoa, Arthropoda, Insecta, Hymenoptera, Colletidae. The coding region runs from base 296 to 15358 and encodes 5020 amino acids. The record is from RefSeq and is a predicted model, not a curated record. Gene Ontology annotation, biological process: synaptic vesicle endocytosis. The transcript has 51 exons.
UAAAUAUUGUUACAUGAAUGUUUUGUAUAGAUGUCACUAAAUUCGUAGCAACAAAGGGUAGUACAUCAUUACAAAGUUUAUAGUCAAUGACGGUAGUCACUAUGGAGUGGUUAUGUGUGUUGCUGUCCAUCGAUGACAGUUCUAUAACAUCUAUUAAAACUGAUAUACUAAUAAACAUAAAACUAUGAGUGACACUACAAAAAUUGAAUGUAAUUCUUAUAUAAGUAACGAAUGAAGCAUUGAAUGACACAAUGAAUAAUUGUUCUUUAUUCCACAAUUAAAAAGAAACAUCAUCAUGGAGGAGAACGAGCUAUACAAUGCUACAGUUCCAUCUUUUUCUGGAAUUGAACCAGCCUUUUGGAAUUAUUCCGAUCAUGUCAUCCUUGAUGACCUUAAGAUGGAUAGUAGUUUUAUGUAUUUACUUUGUUCAUUAGUGUCUGCUAUUUCUUGGAUCAUUUAUAUAGCCUAUUAUAAUAGCAGAGUUAUCGGUUAUAUAUUAACAAAAUUAUUAAAUCGGUUUGUUAUUAGAGAUGGAUAUGUUAAAGUAGGGUCUUUUACUCUAAGUGCACUGAGCGGAAAAAUAAUGUUUAGAGAUAUAGUUUAUAUCACAACAGAUUAUAGUAUCAGAGUUCAGGAUGGGUGGCUUAUAUUUAGGUGGUGGAGAAGUUAUGUUCCCAAAGAUGUAUCUGAAGAUCUUUCACAUUCCGACACUCGACUUUCAGUCAUGUUAAAUGGCUUUGAAUUACAUGUUUACAAUCGCUGUCAACUCUAUGCACAACUAGAGAAAUCAUUUGGUCUUACGCCCCAAAUGUUUUCCGACGAAGAAGAUCAUCACGUUAAUAUUGAUGAUCGCGAUGUAGAGUCAUUUAGUAAUACUGCUCGUGAAACUCGUCAACAAAUAAAUGCAAUGGAUGUUUCACGUCAUGUUGAUAACAUUAGGAAAAAAGAAGCUCACGUUAUAGCUCGAACUUGGAGAGAUUUAAUACCCGUUAUUAAAUUAGAUGUCUGCACGGGACGAUUGGUGUUCGGUAAUCGGUUAGUGCCAACAACUCUGUCAAUAACUGUAGAAGAAGCGCAUUUCGUAUAUUCUACAAAACCAGCAGCAUCUCGACAUGAUCAUUUCAUGCAUACUACGAAAUGUAAGGCCGAAAAUUUCAAAGUCAUUUUAGCACCUAGUCCAAAAUAUACAGGAAUGGUAGAUGAUCCACCUAGAUACAUGGGUGAAGGAUUUGUUGUAUUAAGUUCAAAUAAUAUGGAAGUGUAUUACUAUAUGGACGAACCUGGAUUUGUCCCUGAGCAUCCAGAAAUGAUUCAGUUAGUAAAUGGGGACAUGGUAGAAGCUAUGCCUCCAAUUUGGGGUAUUGAUGUUAAGUGUGGAAAGGGAACUGACUUCAGUUAUGGACCUUGGGCUGAUAGACAAAGAGAACAUUUAUUUAAAUUCUUUUUCCCUAAUGAUUAUCAGCCACUAAAAGUUACAAAGUCACCUAUGUCUGGAGAAAAAAGACAAGUUCAAUCGUUCGAUAUUAGGUUAUCAACACUGAAUGAGGCCACAAUUGAUAUACUCUUCAGUAAGAACAGGGAAACAAAUGCUGUUCACAUUAAUGUUGGACAUGGAUCUUAUCUGGAAAUUACUAUGCCUUGGAUAGUUUUGCAAGAUGGAUAUACUACAAAAAUAACAGGUCAACUGUUGCAUUUAGAAGCAACUACAAGUUUACAAUAUCGAAGUUUAGUCGAAAGUGAAACAUUAGAAUUUGGUAUUAAAUGUCAUUAUCCGAUAAGAUGGAACGAUCAUCAAGAAUGGACAUUAAAUUUAACUGGAUGUAAAGCCACUGCUAAUUUAGUUUAUUCGCACAAAGAAUUUUUUCAAGAUAUGAUUAAUGAUUGGGCCAGUAAAGCCAGACCUGAUAUUUUACAUUUUGUACCUUAUACCUGGAACUUUAAUUUAUUAUUGAAGGAAUUCGAAUUGAUCACAUUAUGUAAUGAAUAUAAUUGGAUUGAUUGUUCAUCGCAAAAUCAAGAAAAUGCGCACAUUGCUUUUUGUGGAGAACUCUUUGAGCUGUCGUUUGAUCUUCCGUUUGUGGAUUACUUGCCUGUUACGAUACCUUUGCGUUUUUGGAUUCAAGGUGAAAGUGUCGACCUGUCCUUUUACUUACCCGAAGUCAAUACAAGUCGUACAAUUUUAUUAACUUUGAAUAAAAAUGCAAAAAUUAUGACACGCGAUGGUUCACACAUAUAUUUAUCAGAGUUAAAUAAAAAUAAGAAAUGGAGAAAUGUUUGCCAGAAGGGAGCAGGCUGGGUUGAUUGUUGGUCUGUGCCCAUCGUGGCAUUAAGUAUUAAUUAUACAUAUCAUCCUUGUCCACCUCUAGGACCUACCCCACAAGCAAAUAUAACUACUCCGGAAAAAGAAGAAAUUCUUUUAUCUCCAAUGAGAAUUCCUCGAUGUAGAAAAUCACCGGGUCUUCGGUGGACUAGAAAUGGUAAUCAAAAAUUUGAUCCACAGUCUAUAGCGCCUGAUAAAGUUAGUUUAGAUCUUGAAAUAGGUCCGUCUAUAUUGAUUGUAUAUGGAUCACUUUUGAAAUAUUUUAUACAUCUGAAAGAAAAUUUAUUUGGCGAUUAUCAAUCUUUUACUGAUAUGCAACAGAGUCGAACAAAUCCGACAUCUGUGAGUACAGAAAGAAGCAAAGAUAAAGACGUGCAAAAUAGUAGUAUUGAAUCUGUAGAAGACGAAGAUGCAAGGUCAAAGUCAUUCGAUCCACGAGAUUAUCGACCAUUGGAAGUAACGGUUGGAAUUACUAUGCAUGACAUUCAAGCUCACCUAGUGAAAAAUUGUGGCGAGAAUGAUCCACCUUGUCCGGUCAUACUUCUUGAACGAUUUGGGUUUGAAAUGAAUAAACGGUAUAAGGAAACAGAACUUCAAUUACUUCUUUCGCCUGCAAUUGCAUUAAUUACCGAUAACGUUGUACGAUCGAGCAAGGAACGUCAUUUAAAUCAAGGACAUUUAAUGUUGAGUGCAUUGCAAGUAAGAGGUCAUGCCAUGUUCAGUAAUGAAGGAAGAAGUUUAGAUCAAGAAACUUUGGAGUAUGCCUGGUUAAUAGAAGUGCAAUUAGGAAAAUUAACUGGGAAAAUGAGUUCCCCUCAAUUGCAUCACCUUAUUACAUCUCUGGAAACAUUCUUAUUAAUGGCAAAAAAUAAUGAGAAUAGUUUACGUCCACCUGAUCUACCACAUCAUUGUCAUCAUGGUAUUCCUCCUUUACAAUGUCCUGACAGUGACAUUGAUAAACACUACAGAUGUCCUAGUUCUGAGGAUAUAAAAUAUAGAAUGACAAGAAUAGCAAUAGAUGCAAUUGACUUAUAUUUUCAAGAGGUAGGAACUACUGUACACGUUUGGAUAUCUCCAAUUCGUGUUUCAACGUGCAAUCUUCAUGGUCAACAAGUUAAAUCAGGAGUAACUGCUGUAUUACCUAGAAUAUUAAUACGACAGUUUGUAUCAGUGGCUGAUCAUUUUGCAAACACAAGUAAUACCAACACAACAGGCAGUGGAAGGUCUCAUAAUAACGCAAGCAGCCGUAUGUCCGGCGAUGGAUCUGAUAUUUGGUUAGAAGUAGGAUCUGUAGCCUUAGGCCCAGUUAUUUUGGAAGCUGCAAUUUCACUUCCGACCCCUGAACACAAUUUACAUCUAGUACAAAAUAAAUAUUUAAAAUUGCACGACGAAGCCACGAAACGCUUAUGGUUUUUAUGGCCUCAAGAAAGUGGUGUAAAACCAAGAAAGUGUGGUUGCAUAGGUGGAUGCUCAUUUUUCGGAAAUAAUCGGAACGGGCCAAGAUUUUUUAAACCAAGUUGCCAUGAUUUUCAAGAUGGCAUUAAUGUUGCUGCAUAUAGAAUUAAUGAGACUGGGAAAGAAAAAGGAUUUGGGCAAUCGAUUUUACAUGAUGGUCAACUGGUAUUUCAUACCUCCCCUUACAAUUUGCAAGAUGUGUCUUUGCAAGAUCACCCAGUUGUAGGAAAAUUAACCAUCACUCAAGAUGGACCGCACACUUCGAAAAAGGGUGUUGAACGUCCAAGGUCUGUGACAGAUCAUAAUAAAGAUUCCGGUAUCGAAGAAAAUAGUAGUACAAAAUUAAUUGCUGCAUCAGCAAGUCCAUUCGCAUGCAGUGGGGAAAGGAAACUGCUGGGCAGAAGAUUUUCUUAUACAUCAAUGCGCGGAAACAGUGUAAAAGAUGUCCCGUAUUCUCGAUUAGUUGAUGCGAGUCCUGUUGCACAGUUGCCGCAAAAAUUAGAUUCGGAUUCAAAGUUACAUACGGAACGCAGUAAAUCCAUUUUAAGUGUUCCUGAAAUUGAUACUGCUCCCAAAAGUAGCGUGUCUGACUCUAAAUUAGCUGUAGAUUAUUUCAAUGCAUCGGACGUCGAACCAUUUGAAUCAAAUAGUCCACAGUCGUUACCAAUUGUAUCUACAGAAGCGAAUUUUUGUGACUCGGUGCAAACAAGUACGAAAACUGUUGAUGGUGUUAAUAUGUCUGAUUCUCGUCAUUCGUUAUAUACAAAAUCAGAGUCCGAUGAAAAAUUAAAGAAAGAGGUUCAACGAACAAUAUCUAUGUCUUCGGAAAACCAUUCAGAGGCUUUUUACUCUGCCGACGAAGACACAAGUCACGGAUUGAGUGGAAGUCGUACGUCAAGUUUACGUCAAUCUAUUGUCGGAUCCGGUUCGGUAUUAACUCGCAAUGACAGCAUGAAAAAGAAAUUUUCGUCCGACUUAUCUAUAGUAGAAAGUUCAGCGAAUGUAAAUGUUCCCAUGUCUGAGAAGGCACACACUUUAGAGAGAGCAAAGCCACAAACGGUAACCGCGAAGCGAAGUCCCAGAGUAAAUAGAAACACUAGUUUUCAAAAUGACAUUGAUUCGAACGGAAACGGUGGAUUACGAGAUUCAUCUGAUAGUCAUUCCGUUUCCUCUACAAGUUUUAUAUCUGCUGUUUCCUCGCAAGAAGAUGUUACCCUUGUAAAUUUGCAUAUGCAAGUAAAUAAACCAAUUGUUGAUUCUCCACUACUGAUGUCAAGCUACGUUAGCCAUUUAACUCAGGUGCGUUGUUCUAAUUGGAGUCAAUCGUCGAUACCAGCUGGAAGUGGUGCAUUCACUACGCCGCUUUUCCAACGUACCGAGGAUGGUAGAUUAGUUUACGUUGGUGGGCGACAUGUGCCGAAAUUUGAAACUGUCACUGAAGGAUUUACAUCAUUGAAAAUGAUCACACGAUCCGACGGCUCGCCCGUAGCUAAUUCAUCUAAUAAAACACCUACGCAUCCAUAUCUCUGGGAUAGUACAACUUUAAAUCAGAUGGAAGGAGAAGAAGAGCAUACAACCCAUAAUGAAGAGGAAUUAUUAGCAGUACAGCAUGAAAGUGGAUCACGUACAACGAUUAUUGUAAAAUUUAAAGGAGAUGUAGAUAUUAUGUUAAGUCCCAUGGUGCUAGAAUCUUUACAACGUUUCAUUGACGCUAUCAUACCGACAUUAGCUUCCUUGCAUCCGUUAACAAUUCUAAAUCAUCUUCAUCACGAAUGUAUCGGAAAAGUCGAAGAUGCUAACAUUUUGAAGCAGGAUCAGAGUUUAUCAUACUGGGGUCAGGUACAAACUAGUUCAAAACGAUCUACGGCUGAAAGAAAUAUUAAAGAUGGUCAAGGUGAUGACAAACGUAAAAUUGCACUACAAACAAACGUGUACGAAGAAAGUAUUAUGACACAAAUACAAGGCAGUAUUAUUUUACCAAAGAUGAAUAUAACUUUAUUACAAGCUUCGGUCGUUGAAGAAAUCAUAUCCUUUUCCGCGCUUGAAAACAUUCGCGAUUUAACGUGUGUGUCACUGUUCGCUAUCUGUUUUGACGAUGUGACUGCAAGGUUUUAUAUCGGGAAACAAGCCCGAGAAGUAGUACAAACGUUUCAUAAACCAGUUGUACUGCCAAAUCAGAAAAAAGUCAACAAAAUCAGUAAGGCAUUCUUGCCUGGUCAUCAAACGGCUGCCGUAGUUGCAGACAUUGGAAGUGGAGAGACAGUGUAUAUAGAAACUUCAGAAAAACAACAAGAAGAAAUUGUAGUCACGUUAAAUAUAGGCAAAGCUCAUUCGCAACUACGUCGACUUAGGAACGAAUCUUCAAUUUUGAAAGAUGCUGUUAUAACGGCUAUUCCUGCUCAUUAUUCGAGAGUGUUAUUUACAUGCACCAGAAUAACAUCCCCAUUGAAAUGCGUUGAUUAUUAUCUGCAUCAAUUCAUGGAUGACAAAGAAAAAAGUAAACAAACUGGUCCUCCACAAGCAACAGAAGAAUUUACUCUGGGAAGUGGAGAAGAUCGAUUGGGUUUUAUAAUGUUUGAAUGCGGGUUAGAAGGUAUCAAAUUGAAAGUAGUGAAGAGAUCUCAGUUUGAAAAAGGAGAGAACGGGAGUGAUAGUAAAAAAGUCGAUGCGGAACUAUUUUAUACAGAUAGUGUAAAAAGUCAAGAGGAAUUAGACAAUACAACUGCUUCUACUGCGCCUCCAGCUGAACCAGAAAUAACAUCAACAAAUGUACCUAACGGAGCCCAAAUAAAUACCAGUGCUACGUGUGCUAGUCUUGCUUCGAAAGCAGGGAAUGGAAAUACUGUCUCUUGUAUCAUAGAAUUAAAAACAGUAUGGUUUAACUUUGCAGCGCCCCCGCGUACUCCAAUAACACGAAAAAUUGAUUACACUCGAUUAGAUUGGAAUUUACUGAGUACAGCAUCGCCAGCUAUAAAUGCCUGGAUGAAUCCUAGUAAUAAAUUCGCAAUGCGAAUCGUGCAUAUGUUCAGAACUAUGUACAGAAGGUCGACAGCUAUUGUUGCUUGUCUCAUGGCAGAGGCAUUGGACGUGCAGGCAAUUCACAUGCCCGCUAAGAGUCGUUAUGGAAGAUUGACGCCACUAGCAAAAACACUACAAGAAGAUCCAUCAUGUCAAUUAUGUACAAUUUUACAAAAUUAUGUUUUAUUAAAUGAUUUAACAAACAUUGAAGCCAAUUUAAAAGAGUCUGAUUUACCGUUGUUAUCAACGCUUCGUCAGGGUGUCAUAGUAUUGAGUAGACAAUGGAAGAAUGUUCUCUAUACACCACUAUUGUUGGAACAUAAUUAUAAAACGAAACAUGUGAAACCAUUGAAUGUUACGUUUGCUGUUUCAGAUCCAGACGAGGAAAAUUUGCUGACAGAUGAAGGUAGUGGAGGAGAAGUUGAUGAUCAGGAAGUCACAGAUGAAUGUGCUAUGUUAAUUCAUACGGACCACAUGCAUAAGCAUACACAUGUCAAGAGUGGACAAGAUAAAACUACAGGUAUUUGUGGUGAUGGUUUGACGGUUCCUGUAAGUUCUCCUCGGGGGAAAGAUACAACCCCUCUAGCAACACCGAUUCCAGGCCCGGAUUCAUUAACCUCCCCCUCUCCACCAGUAGCUCAUCCAAAGAAAGGAAAAUCACUACAGCCCACGCAAGUGCCUGCUAGUACACGAGCAAGUAUUGUUUUCCCAUUGCUUGCAAGUGGCGGGUUAUUCAAUCAAACUCGGGAACCAAAUAACAUAAGUUACGGCACGCUACGUGAAGAGAAGACACCGCAAAUUCAUAUUUCUCAUUCUCAUCAACUUGGUUCCAACCCAAGCAUUUAUUCUGGAGGUGGACAUAGUCAGCAUAGUACUGGAAGUUUGGAUCAGGUGACCUCUCCAACAAGUCAUCAUUCCAAUAAACCUCUAAAUACAGGCGAAGAUUUGUACAGUUGGAUGGCUAAACAACAAGAAUUUAUAAAGGACAAUGAGAAAACCAAUUUAAAAGGGAAUUGGGUCUUUCGCGCAGAGCAAAAAUCUUUAAAGGAUUCCAAAAUCAACACAAUGACAACAGAUGAAACAGAAGACUCUGAUGUGCACAGUGGCACUCUUCUUUAUCCGAAAGAUUCGCUCAGACUAUUAGAUGCACAUUUAAUUUUUGAACCACUUUUGUCUUCCUUAUCUGUUAUGCCACAACAAAUGUUAUCAGCCAUUGGUUCAGGAAACGUGAAUAAUGAGUCUUCUUUAGAGUCGUUAGGAUCAAACCUGUCCUUAGUAGGGAAUAUGGAGACGAUGCGUAUUGAUAUAGUUGUCAGUGAAUUUGGGAAGUUGACAGACAAGAAAAAAGGUAGUAAAUGUCAGAUGAAGAAAGGGAAUAACAAAUUUUAUUUGGAUAUACCACCAGAAACUCCGGCAUUUCUAUGUGAGAAAAUUGGUAUUGACAUAGAUGUUAAGAAAAUGGCAGAUAUGACAGUAGAUGAUAUGAUUCAAAAGCAAACGGUUUUGUACAUAUCUCGGGGCCAAUUGAAAAAGCAUACAAGUACAGUUGUGAAUUUUAGUCUAAAUAUACGAUACAUUAGCCAACAAGUAAAUAUGCCUCUUCUCAGAUUGUUACAUCAGAUUAGUAAUAUGUAUCAGAAUGUUAAGGAAACGCAAAUGGAACUAAAAGAACAGCAACCAGAAAAUAAACGAAACACUAACUUAAUUGUUAAUGACACAGCAGCAAAGAAUGGAUCAACGUCCGAUUUACAAGAACAGCUUCUUCUAGGCGGUAAAAAAAUGGAUGUCCCUUUACUUCGUAGUAGUUAUGAACCCAAUGCAUCUAAAGCUACAUCAACUGGUACGACCGUUCGAUCUCGUCCACAGAGUUUUGCUCAAAAAUUACGCAGCACUGGAAAAAGUGUGAAAGGUUAUAUUAACUUGAGCGAGGGAGUCAUAACUCCUAACUUUGGGGCAAGUCCUAGUGGGUCUGGCUUGGAUAAAUUUUGUGUAAUUCCUGAUAAACGUAAAGAUACGCCACAUUUAACGCCACGAUGUUGGAAAACAAUCUACUAUUUGUUGGAUCUUUACGCUACACGGCCAGAGACCAAAACUAUUACGCAUCGUUUCUCUAUACCUGCAGAUGCGUCGGAACACUAUAAAAGUGGUCGAAAGUAUGAAUUGCUAAAUGAAACGAAGGAUACAGAUAUUGAAAAAGGACUAAACGCUGAAAACAGCUCAACACCAGUGCCACUUCCGCGAGAAUUAAGCAUUGUCACAGGAGAACGAACAAGAUUAAUUAUCUUUGGUGUUGCUCGGAUACAUAGAACUAGAUUGUUGGCUACUCUAAGUGGAUUAAAACUAGAGGCAGAAAUAACAAGUCUUCAUGCCAGUUUAACGUGCCGUAAAAAAUCAAAACCCGCAAGCUUAGAAUGUAGCUUAACUGGACAAAUCGGUAGAACUAUGAUCGUUUUACUAGAAGGUGUAGCGCCUAAUCAACAAACGGUUGUAAGAGUAACCGUUGGAAAAUCGCAAGCUUUGUAUUCCAGCAUUAGUAGACGUCAGAAAGAUAAGAACAGUGGUUUGUUGACUGUCGGUGCUGUGAAUAUAGAUAUUCCUCAACAUCCAGUUGCUCUACAUGGCAUGAUGACCAGAGGAAGUAAACAACUAUCAUCAACCUUACAAGAACUUAGGGUAACAAGGACAUCUUCGAGAAUGUCUAGAGGCCAACAGCCAGAUGAACCAGAUGUAGGUGUACCUGGUAGUCCACAUCAUUACGCACCAGCGCCAUCAGUUGACUUAGAGAAACCACAAGUUGUAUCUAGUCUACUAGAACCUAUUGUCAUGCAGUUUAAUAUAAUACUUCAGAGUUUAAGUAUAACGGCUGCUCUUUUACCAUCUUUGCAAGCGCAAUACAAAAUGGAUCAGGUCACUAGUUCCGGUAUAACUGGAAGUAAAGCUAAAUUUACAAUCGAUUUACCUCAUCAUACUUUGAGCUUUACAACAAAACUUCAAGUGACCGAAGCGAAUUUACCUUCGGAGGCUAGCCUUGAACUUCCUAAAGUGCACGUCUCCGCAGAAUACAUUCAAGAUGGUAGCAGUAAUAUGAAUGACAGCAAACUGGCUGAUGGUGUUGUGUUGAGACAAGGCAGUUAUCUUAGUGCCACAGCUGAUAUUGGUAUUUUUGAACAUUCUUUGACUACAGACCUUCUUAAUCAUUUGGUAUUUGUGCAAAAAGUAUUUAUGAAAGAAGUGAAUGAAGUUGUACAGAAAGUUUACGGCGGGGAGAAACCUGUUCCUUUAUGGCUAGAGGAUGAAGAACCCAAUAAUACAACUGUAAAAAGAAUAUUGUUCUCAUUAAUUAUUCGCAUUAAGAGAAUACAAUUGACUGCAACAACUCCAACAAAUUCGGCAGUGCGAUUAGAAACUGGCGCUGUUGAACUUCAGUUAUCUAAUAGAGUGCAAAACGUUUUUGGCGCUACUCAACCAAACCCGUACAUGAAAUUAUUUGGAAAGGCGCAAGUUGAUAUUAAUUUAAGUCUCGGACAGUUACUGAAGAAUGUCCUAUUUGAAGAGGCGGAACCAGAAUUCCAGCAAUUCGCGUUUUUCAAUACUAGAGUGGGAUUGCGAAAUGCUUUUCAAGAAGAGAUGGCACAAGGCGAAGAUAAAGAAGUAGUCUUAAUUACGCUGAAGCGUCCGUUGAUAUAUGUUCAACCGGUGGCCAUCGAUAAAGCAAUUCUUGUUUGGCUAAAUUAUAAAAACGCUUAUGAGUACUGGAACGAAAAAAGAUCUAAUUUGAAUAAAGAGGUUUUAACAGCUACGCAGCAAGUGUUUGAGAAAGUUCCAUUUGGACAAAUAACGAGCCAGCUAAGUGCUCCUCAUCUAGGAACAUUAUUUUUACAACUGACUGUGGAUGAUAUGGGUAUUUGUUUACCCCUUAAUCCCUUACCACCUACCUGGGGCAUGAAUAGAGGAUUGUACGAUGGUGAAUCACGGGAUGCUGUAGUAGUGACCUUGGAAAACACAAGCAUAUCUGCAUGUAGUAGCGGUAGUUUAGUUAGUACAGGAAGAUUCAUGGGCUUAUGCUUAAGAUUUGCUGAAGAUUUUGAAACGUCUUUGGAUGAUUGGAAACCUGAUAUGACUGAUGGUAGUAUAAUGAACUUGUGCAUGGUGUCGGAAGGCACAUAUGAAGUUUGUAGUAGAACGAUUGCACAAAAACAGGACAAAUCCGAUAACGCUAAGUGGAUUUUAAACGUACAGUGGCAAAUGGAAGGUGUCGAUAUUCAUUUAGAUGUUAGCGUGGGACAACAAUUGUCUGCGCUUGGGCACACGCUAACGAUGUUAACUGGUUCUGAAGAGGACGAUAUUCAUGUGUCUGCCGAGUAUGAUAGCGACGACGCAGAUCAACCAGAUAAUAGUACUAGCCAGGAGAGUAUAUUAAUGAAGAAGUCGAAGAAUUGGACAGAUAGUCUACCAGCAUUUGUUUUUGACCCUACACUCGACGCGAAAAAAAGAUCAAAAUUAAUUGAAAAAGAAAUGAACGAACAAGCGAAGAUUAUAAACGAUUUACGGUCAUUAGGUGCUUCUCAUGGAACCAUAGAACAAGAAAUGAAACGUUUGCAUGAAUUAGAAGCUGUGGUAUUUAAAGAUUUUAGAAGGGACGUGAUUCAAAAAUUAAGAAGACAGUCGGUGAAAGCAUCCGGAAUAAAAGGUAAAUUGGGCCUUGGUGGUAAACCAAACACAUACCGAUCGCGUUCAUUCAUUGCACCAUCGCCGACACUUGAAAAUCAGCUUGAAAGCCCCGAAGAUCUAAACAUGGAAGUCAAUUCGGCAAAUUCUGCUAGUUACGAAAGUAGUCCUAGAAGUGGUCCAAGCCGGUCUGCUUCUCUUCGUGUAAGAGGACUAAAUGGGCCACGAGUUACUUUUAGCGACACUCAUACAAUGGGCAGGCAAUCAUCGUUACCAAGUGCUGGAUCAGAACUAAGUUUACCAGAAGGAGAGCUAGAAUGGCCAGAAAGUUCUAUUGAAAUAGAAGGAGUCGAGUUAAGGAAGAAAAAUAGGGAUCUUAGUUGCACUUCGAGUUAUGAUAGCAUGGAAGGAAAUGCUCCAUUGCUUGACUCAUUUGGGAAAGAACAAUCGUCAUCGACUUCAUCGCCGUAUGUAACGCCACAGAAAGCUCAAGAACCUAAUAUAGACUUUGAACUCGACGUGAAAGUUCUAAUUAAUAGCGGUAAAUGCGUGCUCCACACGAAGGAUCCAGGAAAAGACGAUGAAAUUAAAAUUAUGAGUAGAAUGAAGAAAGAGCGAUCAUGCUCGGGUGGUACAUUCGAAUUUCAACCAAGUAGUCCUAGCAGUAGUCGAAAACAUUUAAGUAGUAAAGAAAAAUCUUCGACUACGAGUACGUCUCGUUUGCGAUAUUUGCAACAUGCAAAUGUACCUUUAGUAGACUUAACAAUUUUUCAUAUUCCUGGCUUAGAUGUAAAGGUACACUACGAAUCUAAAACACUUCCUGAAGAAUCUAUGUCUCCACGCGUGUCGUCUGAAAAUAGUAUGCUUAAUCCUUCAUCGACGACGUCGCUUAAGAAGUCUAGCACUAAGAAGGCCAGUCUAUUUGCUUGGAUGACACUUCAAAGCAUACCAGAGGAAACUAUAAUAAGUCCGCAUAUUCUUGAAUUUUUGGAGCAAACAUUAGAACCAAUACCAAGCAAAACGAGUUUCCACAAUUCUGUGCACACGAACGCCGUGUUCCCAAUGGAAAACACGGAGAGCACAUCUUGGGCUGCUACUGCAGCAAGUAGUAGCAAUUAUGUUUACGCGAGUUUCCCUGUUGAUGUAAUAGUGUAUUUUCAUAUGCAACCUUCUACAUUCAGGUUUUCCUGUUUGCCAGUUUCACGUGUAGAGUGUAUGCUUCAAUUGCCGUCCCUUGACAUAGUGUUUUCGUCCAAGCGAGCAGAAGAAGAGCUCAUAGAAUUUCGAGAGUACAAAUCUCCAGGCAUGCAAUCAACGGGAAAAGAAGCAAGUUCAGCGAUUGGUGGAUUAUCCGUCACUGGAUGUCUCGCUGAUUUUUCUGUUUAUAUCUUCCAUCCAUAUGGCGGGGGAAAGAAGACAGGCUUAAAAGAAGCGCAAUGGUCGCCUUUAUCGGACAGCGAGAGGAAAGAUUCUUUAAGUAUCAACGUUGAAUUUGUAAAAUUUCAUAUGUCAAGAAGUCGGAAAAUAAAUUACCAAAGUGAGCAAUCGAAAAAGAUAUCUGACACUAGUCGUGCAGUUAUACGAUUUUCUACAAUUGUUGAUAUCGGAUCUGCGUCGUUUAAAUAUGAUAUGCGGAGAUUAAGUGAAAUUUUGGCUUUUCCAAAAGCAUGGUACAGACGUAGUAUAAUGCGUCGUUUAUUUUUGGGAGAUUUAAGUUCGGGUACUGCAUACUCCGAAGGCGACGGUAGUCCCUCUCUAAACCAAGACGAAGCAAUCAUGGGUAGUUCUCUGUUGAAACAUUACGAUCGUCACGCUACUGAUGGAUUGUCAAAAAGUGCCCCAGAACGAAGUCCCACAUUGAACAGAGACAAAUUAAGAUUAAGUUUAGAAAGUGAUAUGCCUAGACAUGCACGACUGAAAGAUAUUGGCAGAGGAUGGAGUUUCACCUCGGAUAAACAAACGUCCUCAGAAGUUAAAUUAAGGGAAUCCGCAUGGGAAACAUUAGUACUAUUUGCCAUAAAUUUCACUCGUUUAAAUGUUCAUAUGAACAUGAGUAAUGUGAUGGGCAAUGUUACGUGGAUGGCGAAAGAUUUUAGGUCCGAUGGAAGACUAUCCAUAGGUAGUACUGGUCAUAAAAAUCUCUAUAUAAGCGUUGGAUUGGGAGGUUCCAGUUUAGACGCAAAGGGUGGUAUUGUUGGCGGCACCAUAGAAUUGAGUAAAAUUGAUACGUACAUCCAUAUUCGAGAAGAGCCUGGAAUAGAACCUGAUCACACGUUGGGCUUGAAACUGUUUGCAUUGGAAUUGCGGUUAGAUUAUAUGGGUACCAGCGUGCUAAUGUCCAGAGUGUCUUCGUUGGACGUAACACUAAAAGAUGAAUGGAAAAUUAAUCGAAACAAUAGCGGGGAUGCUUUUAUGCCAACAAGAAGGCCAGCGAUAAUUUUCAUGCACGGCGAUUUAGGAUGGGAUCAGUUGCAGGUUAUGAUUAGUAAAUCUACAACAGCUGACUUAUUAAAAAUGUAUUACAAGUUAGACGAAUUUUCCAAUCAACAAUUUAAAAGUAGCAAACGAGUAUUUAGUUCUUUCCAACCAAAGCAUCAAAGAGUAAAUAACAGUAGCUUCAAAAGAAGACGACUGAAGCACAACAGAUCUACCUGUGAAGGCCCAUCUAAUAUAAAUCAAUCCACGAUAUCGGAUGCUCGUCAUCAUAGGCAUUGGCAAGGUGUAUUAGCUCAAGUAGCUGGUCUUCAAUUGGGAAGUUUAAGAUUUUCUCUACCAUCGACGGGUACUGUACUCGGUGGAACAAUGGAGCUUCACGGGUGUAACAUUAGUUUGGCGUGUUUCCACGGGAUUAACUUUAAGAGCAAAAGUUGGGCAAUAUUUUCGUUAAAAGAACCGUGUAUUAGUUUUGCUACGGAAGCUCAAGAGAUCCCAAGUGUCGAAUCACCAAAUACGUGUGACGUCCACGUCGUCCAAACUUUGACUAUCAGUUUAGGUCAACAACAGGAACAACAUGCAAGGCAUCAUUCCAUGGCUACUGUUUGCAGAUUGAGUCGCAGUUUACUAUUUCCUCCGCAGUUUAAAUCGUUACAAGAAUGGUUCCAUUAUGCAUUCGCUAGUAGUGAAAUCGAUGCAGUAGAUCGGUUUCCAUGCGUUGAAAGGGAACGAACAGAUAGCACGUCUGAUAGUGGCAACAUGACUCGUGGAAGAAGUACGUCUACAACUUCUGGAAAAUUACAAGAACAUUCUCAUGCAAGGGAAGUUAUAUUUGCUCUACCGUCGUUGCAGUUACAUUUAAAAACUGAACACUUACAGACUGCAAAAACUCCCGAUGUCAUUGGAGCCCCUAAGCAUAUUUUAUAUAGUGAAAAACCAUUAGUUGAAUGUAGUUUCAUAACAGAGUUCGAGGACCAUAUCUUUGUUACCGUGGAUGCAGAAGCUUUUUUCUUUCUGCAUGACUUGAUUACCUCAUACGUGAAGGAAGAAAUGGAUAUGAGUGCGCAUAGUUCCGAUUCUCACGGAAGAAGAAGUGGGUCUAUGUCCGCAGCCAGUACCUCUGCUCCACCAUCGAAUAUUUCUGAGGACGAAAAGAAACGAAAACAAUUUGAUCCAGCAGAUAUGUUUAUAAAAGAUUGGCGUUCGUACAGAUGUAAAACAUGGCAUCUGGAACCAACCGUGAGAUUGCUGUCGUGGGCUGGUAAAAGCAUCGAACCAUACGGCAUAGAUUACAUCUUACAGAAACUAGGAUUUUCUCAUGCGCGUACAACGAUACCAAAAUGGAUUCAACGAGGUUUUAUGGAUCCUCUAGACAAAUUAUUGGCCAUCCUUAUGUUAAGAAUGGUGUCAGCCGUUCGCGAAGAACCGCCAGAAGAACAAAAAGAGCAUAAACGAGACAAAUAAUUGCCGCUAGUUGAACAUACUAGCUAUUGAAACUUUGAAUCGAGCUAGCAAAGUAGACUCAAAGGUGAAAUCGUACAAUAAUCGUCCAAUAUAAUGCCGUUUCAACAGGUUGAUAAACAACAAUAACAGUACAUAAUAUUCCAACUUCUUCCUUAUAUUGCGUAAAAUGAAUGUUGGUUAAUAUGAAUUUUGCCAUUGAGGGGAGAAACCAAAGUGAUCAUUGUAAUAGAUUGUUCACAGUGUUAGAAUUGAUGAACUCGUGAUCACGAAGCUGAUAUUUUGAACGCAUACGUUUUAGAGGACAUUUGUAUGAAGUGUAAUUAGGAAAGUGCAACCUGUUAUCAAGCAAUUGUACAUUAAUGAAUAGGUAAAGGUUUAUAAUCGAUAUUCCGUUCGAACGUGUUAGAUAUUGCACAGAACGCCAUGGGCACAUCGACGAGCGUUAGAAUAUAUACAUAUUAUAGCGUUCAACGACGCUUCGCUAUAUUUUCAUAUAAGGUAAUAUCAGGAAUUUUUGUUCGAAAGCGAAUAAUUCAACUCGCUAACGUUCACGAUUGUAAACGAAAUAUUAACGUAAUCGAUAAGCAUUUCGUGUACAUUUAGUUUAGUAUUGAUGUAAUAUCCGAUAACGAGUUUUCAGCUUUAGAAUUUUAUAAAUUACGUUUAUGUACGUAUUAUGUACAGUUCGUAGCGUUCUAAGAAGUGACGCGCUUAGAUAAGGAAAAAACCGAAAUAAUUGUACGCGUUAAAUAAUGAAACACACGGAAGCGAAGAGCUUCUUGCUUGAACUUUGCAGCUUUCGUAGUGCGUACUAUACCUUUGAAGGAGAACUGUCUUCAUAUCAACUGCUCACGCGAUUACGCUUACAUUUUCGAUAAUAUUUUGUUGUAGUCAUUUUUUUCUUUUCUUCUUUCAACGUGUUCAAGCGAAUGGGUUAAUGCUUCGAGUCAAUUGACACCGGCCGCGAUAUUUUUGCUCAUCCUUAUGAAUAAUUUGCGCGAAUACUACGAUACAGUAAUUUAUUUUUUAAAACGACAAAAUAAACAUAAUUUGAUUCUACGAUGUAAAUCAUUUUUGUGUAUAUUAAAUUACCGUUGUAACGUAAUGUAAUAUAUUUUUGUCUAUACAUUGCGAUUAUUUCUGUGUAAUUCGUGUAAUAUAUACGGAAAUAUAUUCACGAAUUUCGAAUUUUUAAAGCGAAUAAACAAAGCUGGUACAUAUAGGCGUAAGUUGUUACUUGUAGGAUAUAUAGUUUCAAUGUAUACAUAUACUGUAUUUUAAACGGAAUGUAAAAAUCGAUUAAAUGUAAAGUAGAAGAUACAAGGAACAAAAUUGAUGUAUUGCUGUUCAAACGUUUUUUUUUUUUUUUUUUCUUCAUUCGAGUAGCUUGUAUUAUUAUGAAACUCAGACUCGUUGAUAUCAUUGUCCGCGUACAGUUUCUUCGGUUCAAUCUUCUCGCAAUACUACUUCAUUUUAACCGUGAGUUGCGAUAAAUUAGUCGUUUUUCAAUAAACUCGCUCGACUAGAUCAAAUUUUCUUACGACGAAAUAAGUUUAUGUUCCGAUUAAAGUCAAGAUCACCUCUCAAUGUUUGUCUGUAUUCGAGGCUAUUUAAAUGAGGAAAUAGUGCGUCGAGUUGACCAAACAUUGUGGUGGGAGAUAGUUCUUUGGUGGCCUUAUAAAGCCACUUUAUUUUGCGCCAAUUUCGGUACACAUUAAUAUGCUUCUAUUGUUGUAACUGAAGCAAAGCGUUUCUCUCACAUUACGAAUAGUAAUUUCGAGCUUUUUAUUGUUCGUAACCACUGAUGUUGCAAUAAUGUAUAUGUACAAUAGAACGAUCAAAAGUUACUUUGAAUUUUAUAACGCCGAACAUAUGUAUACAUGUAUUCUAACCGCAUAGAAUUUGCAUCGUAAUAUACGUAUAGCUUUAUAUGCAAGUUCCGACAACCAAACAGUCGUGCAAUUGGAAAGUAUUUGGGAAAUUAAAGUGUAAAAGUUUUAUAACUGUUUCUCGGGACGAAUUAAUUAUAAAUUUUUAUUUAAAAAAAAUGCUGAGACUACUCUCGAUCUCACUAAGUUUUACUUUACAAAAAUGUCCAAGUCAUCGUGUAGAUCUUACUUUAAUUAUAGUAUACGAAGAAUGUUAACAGAUUCUGUGUCAUUGUCUAAUGCUCUCUACUCGGUCAAUAUUCAACUUUAAUAGUCGUUUAAUGGAUUGACUUUUAACCUUUGAUUUAUUCAAAACAUUCGAUAGAAUAGCAAUUCUUACCGGAACCUGUGUUACACGCAUGUACAUUUGCUCACGAUUACAAUUAUCUCCACGCGUGACUUUUUAUUCAGAAGACUUGGUAGAUCCAGCCAGUACGUAAGGAUAGCGAAUUUUACAUUGUAAUUUUAGUAUUAUUUACGAACACGGCGUAUUUGUAUAAAUACUUUUUAUUUAUUUCUUUACUCGAAUGACGAAACUUCGCUUCGUAUCGGACAUAUAAAGCAAUCGGAUCAACAGUUAAUCGUUCAGUGGAUCUCAAAUUUUUUCGCUAAUUAGUUAAUUUAUCGGAAUGUAGAAAUGUAUCUAUAUAUGUGCAAUGACACAUGUCCAAUUUAGAGGGAAAAAAAGUAUAUACAUAUACAUACAUAUAUAUACACAUAUAGCAACGUGCCUGAAAUAUGCGUUUACAUAUUUUCCUGUAGCAUUUACGGUAUAGGGCUUGAUUCAUUUGGACGUAAAUUUCUUUUUACUGAAUUAUCAACUGUUGUUCUAUUUUCUAUGUACAUUUGUUAUCGAUAUUUCAACAAACAAAUAAAAACUUUUAAGGCAUU